This is a messenger RNA of Phaeoacremonium minimum UCRPA7, 894 nucleotides long. RefSeq lists its product as hypothetical. Bases 1 to 894 code for a protein of 297 amino acids. The transcript is spliced from 2 exons. Lineage: Eukaryota; Fungi; Ascomycota; Sordariomycetes; Togniniales; Togniniaceae. The record is from RefSeq and is a predicted model, not a curated record.
AUGAUUUCCUUCCGGUCCUGGUUCAAUCUCACGGGACCUCCGCCAUACACGCCAAUAGGUGAACCCCCAUCCGACGAGAAAUAUCUUCAGGAGACGUCCAAGUACUGGUUCGGCAACAUCGAAGGCUUCACAAAGUUCACUAGCCUCAGGAAGCCUAGCAACAUGUCGUCGACCUCCUCGACGAAAGACAUCAUCAUGGUGGACACUCGGCCAAACUCUCCGUCAACUGAUGUUGAGGCAGAGCCUCUCAUCCCGCAGCCUACUGUCCAUCAGCCUCCCUCAGACAGCGAUGACGGAGAUAAGGAUGAACCUGGGUUUGCCGUUUACGUUGACGCCGUCGGCUUUGCUCACGUCGUCUGCUUCAUCUUAGCACUCGGCUCCCUCUUCACCUUCUCCGUCACCGGUGGCAGACUGGGUGACCACAUCGGCGACUGGCCUGGCCAGUACGCGGUCUACUGGAUUGCCAUGGUUUGGAACUUCGCAGGGAACGUGCGCAAGCUCUUCAGAAUCAGUCUGCGAAACACGCACAUCCGUGUUGCCAUCAACAGCAUGGAGUGUUCCAUUGGCGGUGUUGGCGGCGAGAGCCCUAGCGGCAUGCUGCUUCGGAAAUUCUGCUCCUCGAUCAUUCACCUGACCGUCGGCAUGCUGGUUAUUGGGUUCACGGCCCAUGCUGGCAAGGAGAUGGGGCGUUGCUAUGGAUCGUACUGGUCGUGUCGUGACUCGAACUUUAGUCCUGUCGUAAUAGGCUUUGCUUCGGCUCUCGGGGCUAUUCAGACCAUCCUCGCCUUCAUGGAGCCUUUCCCUAGGUUGGUGUCUAAAUAUGUGUGUAUCCGCUUCUCUAUCGGGACAGUGAAUCGGAAAGAUUUAGAGAGUGCCAACAUCUACUUGGCCUGA